Molecule: messenger RNA, 6729 nt
Organism: Symbiodinium sp. CCMP2456
Lineage: Eukaryota; Dinophyceae; Suessiales; Symbiodiniaceae
Source: the annotation of a GenBank genome assembly
AUGACAGGGUGGCAGGCGAUGGAGGACUCCAGGCCAACGCGCGGAAAGAGGAGGUCGUGGCUUCCAGCCUGCUGCUCCUCGCAAGCAAAAGAAGGCGGCGACCCGCGAUUGGAUGCGGUAGCAUCGACACCAAGCAAAGAGGAAGACUACAUGGGUCCAGACGUGUCAAAUGUGGGACGUGGCUACGACGGCGAGCAGGGCAACAUAAAUUCCUGGGCGGGCGAGGAGCAGCUAAGCCCGCCACAGAAGGAACCUGAGUCUGAAACGACCCCCGUCCAGGCUGCCCAGGCUGACCUUCUAGCCUCGUUUGAACGCGCGGCUACCCCUGAGGCGCUGUCGCAGACUUGCGAAACUGCUAGGUUCGGCUUUGAGUUGUGCCGCACAUUUCAGAAGGAUCAGAGACUGAGGGCGGUCCCCGUCAUCGCAGCCAAGCCGUCUACAGCCAGUGGAGAGGAUUUUGAGACCGCCACUGGCUUGAGCUUGGUAAGAACGAAGCUAGAGCGUUGCAUGCUGAAAGACCACGAGCUGCCGCUGUCAGACGUGCUUCAAGCCAAGGUUUGUGCAAUCAGGGCCAUGGCCGAGGCCACAGUGGCGUACAAGUUCGAGAACGUUAAAGAGCUGCAUCAGGCAAUCUCAACGCGAGUGUCCGAGGCUGUCGAGGUCGAGGACUUCAGCAAAGCUGAAGAGGUCUAUGAGCUUCAGAAGCUUGCAGAGGACUGUCUCAAGGGCUUCGAGCUGGAUGAACGCCAAGGUGGAUCUGCUGAUUUGACAGCGGGUGCCAUAUCCUUGGGACCAGCCUCGUCUCUUGGGCUUCUCGAAGGUGACUUCACUGUGGAGUUCUGGAUGCGUUGCCACGUUGAUGUUUCAGCUCGAACCCCCUUGCUGACUGGCGACCCUUCAAUCGUUGGAAGCUUUCCGUCCCUGUACGUGAAACCGGGCGGAGGUCUCCAACUUGACUUUGCCGGUGGAAACAGUUAUUCCUCGAGGAUGCGUCUCCAGCAGACAAAGAAGUGGAUGCACGUAGCCAUCUCCUACAGCUUCAGUCCGAGUGACAACGACUUCAAGGUGAGCCUUUUCCAGGAUGGUUUGCAGGUGGAGUUUGGAAGCGAGAUCUGGGCGGUUAACAUGGAUUCGGAACUCAGGCUCGGUCCUUUCCCUGGGAAGCUGGCCGAGUUCCGCGUCUGGGACCACGCAAGGGCGGCGGAUGAGGUGGAGCUGUGGAUGACUCGCCGCUGCCAAGGUGACGAGCCAGGCCUUUGUUGCUGUCUGAGCCUUCGCCCUGCGCGUGGCCUGUCAGACUCCACUUUGGAUCCUGGCAAGGCCUUAGCCAGCGGGCAUUUCUUUGCUGACCGAGGGGCCUUUGACGGUCCAGUUACUUGGGAUGGCGACUGCCCGAGUCUGCUUGAUGAUCCGGCAGAAGACGAAUCGGUCGGCGAUUGCAGAGAGUGUGGGCAGAAGUACACUGCCAAGCAGGCCAGACCCGAUGUCCUGGCGGACAGCGACCCUUGGAGCAACGACAGCCUGCUACGAGCCUGGGAGUGGCUGGACAGUUCGCACGAGACGAAGGUUGUCGAGCGCCACCAAGUUGCAGUUGAAUGGUACAAGUUAGGACGACGAGAGGCCGAACGCAGGCAGCUAGAGUCUGAGGCUCGCCAGGUGGAGGAGCGCCAGCGAAAGGAGUACCUGCAUUGGCAAGAGCAGCAGAGACAGCAGGAAGAGCUGGAGCUAAAGAGAAGGGAGGACGAGGCUCGUGAUCCAGUUCUUCGACUAUCCUGCGACUUCUGCGUGGCUUGCAGUGCCCGCAUGCCCAUCGAGAAGGCGGCGGAGAUGGUAUGGGAGGUGGAGCAGAAUUUGCAGCCCACGGCAGCAGGAGCAGCAGAACAGGUGCUGGGCACCCCGCCGUGUCCGCAGGUCCCCCACCGGUUUGCGGCACAAAUGACAUUCGUGUCCACAGACUCAGGCUAUCCCGCAAAAGGCCCCGGCUUCUUUGCGCAGGCUGUGGACUUGAAAGCUAUGCGAAUGGAAACCAUUCGGCCCUUCCUUGGCAAGAUUAAGGGCAUGGACACCAAUUUGACCAUGCUGAGCAUAGGCAAUCAUUCCUGGGACCUUACAGGGUUCAAUCAGCCAAUGUGCCGUGUUCUGCCCAUGUUUGGAACUCAGCGCUUCCACGACAUGUUUGCCUGGGCUGCGAAUCCGGCACUAUCGGAAUACGUGGGGCCGCACGUCGUGGCUGGACACAGCUGCGACCUGUGGCGCUUCCGUUUCGGGAGCAAGACCUUAAACCAGACCUUGUGCGCUGAUGGAAAUAUUCCAGUGGAGCUAGUGAUUUCGAUCAACAACUCCAGUGGCACAACGGUAAAGAAGAUGCUGGCCAGCUACCAGUUCAGCCAAGUGACUUCUCAGGUCGAUCAGACGCUUCUGGAGAAGCCUUCCAUUUGCGAGAGCUUGGUCCCGCCGUGCGAGAACGGGCGAGAUGUGGAGCCGGUGACUGUGGAUGCAUACGUCUUCCACCCUGGCAUCUCAGCAAUUGACUACAACAUAGAGGAUCAGAAUGUGGCGGAUUUGCGAGGCGAUGCGCUUUUCAUUUGCAUGGACUGCCUCCAGAAUCAGAGCUCCUUCAUCGACCACAACUACACGCGGAUCUCUCGCUACACGCUGCAAAUGUCGCCAGCAUUUGGCCAGUAUGCACUUUGCAAUGGCUAUCCGGACACCGUGCCACCUGGUCCGGAGUGUGUCGGUGGGGAUCCCCGUCUGGUUGGAAAGGAAGCGCCCUUCUUCGCUGGUGAUGGAGAAAACAGGUGCUCGGCUGACAGCUCCAUUGGUUUCUGGUAUGGCCUGCCGAAGGCUGGCCACUGCUCGGCGGGCGAAGUCCCCAAGAAGAGCGCCUGGGAGUCGGGCUGUACCUGGUCGAUCCUGAAGCGCCACAAGACCAUCAAGCAGACUUGCCUGCUCAACGACCACCACUACCUGACCUUCUGCCAAGCAGACUUCAAAGAGGGCAAAGGCUUUCCAAGGAGUGAGGCAGCGCUGCUUGCGGCAUUCAGCUCUGAAGAUCCCUCGAAGGGAGGUUGUGCAGACAUCGGCGGGCAGGAUUCUGCAAUAUUGCGCAUCUAUUUCACAGUAGUCAGCAACCAUCUGGUGUUUUCGGCAGGAAGAAGCGGCACGCCAGAAGAUCUUGCAGCUACGGGAGCAUGCGCAGCGGGCUCGCCGAAUGACCCAAGACUCUCUCAGGACGUUGGCGAGCUGGACAUGCCCAUUUUCAAGGAUCGCACUUUCCUCCUAGCGGUGUCCGUUCUGCACUGCUGCGCCGUGAAGAGGAAAGUCUUCUCGCAUGAGUUCCUUUCGACGGCUCAGCUGCUCCCAAAGCAACAUGAGCCCAAGGGCUCACAAAGCCGCUCCAAGGCGGCCUCGGGAACUCCAGAACUUCCGAAGCCCCUGUCCUUGCUUUUCCAGGCAAUCCCUGGCCGACUGAAUUGGCAGCCAAAGCCGUACAUGGCACUGGUGCGCAUGCUGCUGGAAGUGGUUCACGCAGAAGCCAUGCCGCCUUUCGUUCAUGCAGCUGCUCACAAGGUGGCCUCGACUGCCAUGCAGGCUGCCGCUUCCCAAGUGCGCAAGGUCCUUCAAGAGGCGCAGUGUGCGGAGGAUGCUGGCGCUUGGCUCGUUGAUGUCUUCUGCGAGGAGUGGGAGCAGCAUAAGGCGGGCUUGCCUCACCUGCCGGAGUUUUUUGCAGACCCACGGCGCCUGGCCCCGCCUGAAGGUGCUGUUGGUGUGGGCAGGCGGUCGUCGAUGCAACGACCCAGCAUCGUGGUUGCCGCGCAGCAUGCUGUGCGGAGUCUCCUGAUGUGCAGGAGGCUGGUGCGAAGCCUUCCUGGUGCCGUGCCAAAGGCAGAGGAACAACCAGGAGGUCCACAGUGGCUGCGGUACAGUGACGAGCCAUUGCCAAUUCAGUUGCCGAUGGAGGCUUCGGGGCGCCUUCGGGAAGGUGGGGUUGUGGACCUCCACAACUACACUUGUUCUGCCGGCAAUGGUUUGCAGGGAGACGGCCGGAGGGGUACUUUCGGGUCCUGUCUGGCCUUUAUGGGAUCUGCAUGGUGCGCGGACCAUCGAAGACCUCAGGCAGACUGUUCUCUCUUGUCAGCUUUCAUUGGCAGCGGUGUCGUGCUGACUGAGCUACGCAGCCUUCGCACAACCGAGCUGAGGAAAAAAUGUGUGAAGCUGCUGGAAACUUUCAACCCGAAAGUCACCACUGUAGAUGCCUACAUGGACGAUGCCAAGUUCUUGGAAGAUCCCAUGAUUGGAGACGUGGAGCUCAAGUUUAUCCAUCAAAUAUUCUACGGCUGCCAUCGCUACGACAAGCUUCUGAAGCUUUUCGUCACGAGCUUUGCCUUCAGGGUCCCAGCCAUCGCCGUUAGAUCAGAGCAGAGCUUGUACCAAGUCCUGGCCUACCUUCUCUUCUUCAGGCUUGAUGAAAUGGGCUUGCAAGAUUUCCGACAGUUCAUUUUCUGUGGCUAUGGAAGUCCUCCAGCCAUCUUCGCGCUCAUGCAGUAUGCUCUGGAUCGAGAAGAGCUGAACAAUUGGGUCAUGCAGGAAUGGCUGAAGCACUAUGACCCAGAAUAUUUGGACGAGGACGUGCUUGGAAAACUUCAUCGCCGAGCCGAGGAUUUGAGACCGAUGAUGGAGGAAAUUCAGCUCAAAGCGACGGGUGUUGCAAAGUCUGGUGGUCAACGUGGACCCGGCACAGUCAAGUCUGACAAGAAACUCACCGAGUUCGAGCCAUUCAAUCUCACGGCCGUGAAGCCGAGGUUGAUCCCUGAGCCGGAGAGUUCCGUGCUCAAGGACUUGACUGCGCAUCCUGUACCCGCGCACAUCAAUCGGACAAGCCUGGCGGCGAUAGAGGAGGCGAGAAAAAGGCAGCGUGAGGAAGAGAAGGCAAGAGUUGCUGCGAAGUAUUCGGUUGACGAUGAGUUCAUUUUUGAGACCGCCGGUCGGCGAGACCAUGAGACGAUCAGGAUGCAGCUUCAAGAAGAUGCAGACAAGAAGACCAUGGCUGAGUGCACAUUCCAGCCGAAGGCCAAGAAACGCAUCAUGCCAGCAGAGGAUGCCACAGUGCGGCAGAACACCACACAAGUCCUUCGAGAGGAUGCUCGAGUGAGGCAGACAAUGCUGGCAGAGCACGACUUGCUCAAACAGUAUGAGGCUGAACUACAUGAUGCCUCAGAGUUUUACGCGUGGCAGGAUCGCAUGAGGAAGAAGGACUUUCUUGAGGAGGAGGCCCGCACGAAGGAGCGCAUCAUCCAGACGCAACUGGCAAGAGAUGUCGCUGCAGAAGCGCAUGAAGCAGCAACAAGGAUGAAAUCCAUCCAAGCCGAGUUUCAGAAGAAAGACCUGCAAGUACAACUCGAAGCCAAAGAACGAGAGUAUGAGGCUGAUCUCGAGCAGAAGCAGAAAGUUGUGGAGCAGACAACUGAAGACAGAGAGAAGGCCCGCAUUGCUGAGCAGGAGGUUCUCGUAAUCAAGCAGGAGCAUGCUGAGCAGCGACGCAGAGAAAAGGAGGUUGAUCUUGCCAAGAAGAAAAGGGAGGAGGACUACGAGAUGGAGCGCAAGAAAGAGCUCAUUCGUCAAAUCCGAGCUUUGGAGCGUGCUCCGCGUGAGACAGCGAAGGUCUUCGACCGUGCUGAGGCCCCCGCGCAGGGAUUCCUGGAGGAGAUGUCGUUCGCUGAGCUGAAGGAACGGCUGAUUGUCAUGCAAGAGCAGCACGAGAGGCGCGUGGAGGCGAAGCGCGAAAGGCAGUUGGCCAAGAAGGAGCUCUUCGAUUUCUGGGGAAUCGGCAGCAGAACGGUCCACGACGGAGUGCUGUACGUUCUCGCACUACAGCAGCGGGAGCAUCGCAUCGUGACAGGGCGAGGAAUACGAACGCUUCUGCCGGAUGAUGCCUGCCAGAACAUAUUGGGCGAUGCUAGCAGAUGUCUAAAACAUGGCGACGUGGAUGCGGCGGUUGAAACGGUGGCACGCGGAAUUGUCAAUGCCAUCUGGUGGCGGCAAGUCUGGCGCCGACUGAGGCCGAUUGCUCUAGGUGUGACCGUGGCCCUUUUCAUUUGGGCUUGGAUUGUGUGGCGUCGAUGCCGCAAACGAAAGCAAGCAUACGCUGAACGAGCAAGCCGCUUGAAACGGCUUGUGGAUACCCUGCAUGCAAGAUCAUCCAGUGAGAACCUCGAGACCACUGUCUGUCCCGUUUGUCUGGAUUGCUUGAGCGACACGGCCCUACGUGCCAAGGAUUUUCUCGACCCCAACAGGCAGACAGGCGUGGUUGGCGAUGUCGAGCUGCUAAGGUGCGGGCAUCUCGCUCAUGAGCGUUGCGUGUCGAAAUGGUUAAGCCACUCCAGCACCUGCCCUCUAUGCAGAGCCGACCGUCCUCGUUUGAGAUCGACAGGGACAGCUCCGGUUGUUCUCGACUUGGCCUCGGCAGAUACAGUUCGGCAGCUCCGAGAAGCUUUAGACCGGCAGUUCCAAGAUCUCGGAGCGUCCGAGCAACAGGAGCUGUGGCAGCAGCACUUCGAGCACCAAAACUCAAGCUGCAAUCGGAGCUGGCUGGGGCUGGACGAGCUGGCUGAUCGAGCUGGCUGGGACGGGGCGAGCUGGCUGGAGCACAGCCCCAGCGUGGAAUCAAGUGUUGGUGGCUUUGGAGGCGGAUCCUGUGACGGUGGAGGAGGUGCGGGUGGAAGCUGGUAG